CUUGGUUGCGUUUGCGUUAAACUUUGUCUAGACUCUCUCAUCGAUUGCUUUUUAGAAAACCAAGUAUAAGGAAAAUACUUGUUCCGGGUUUAGUUUCCGCACUAGUAAUGUAUUUCGAAGUAAAAUAGUCGCGAAUAAACCCAUCGUCCAUGUUUCUUGGCCGAUUUGCGAAUAAGUACAGUCGGCGAUUCUCACCUUUGCACAGGCAAAUCAGCCUAGCCGCAAAAUCAUCGAGCAACGGCAGCCAUCUUUGCUGGCUCCGAAACGGGCUGUGGUUUGUGACAGAGAGACGGUAGUGGUUUUUCAUGCGGUUCACGCGACCAUACCGUCGCCUAUGCACUCUACGAAAAUUCGGGAAUCGUUUUUAAGUGUGGCGAACAAGGAGAAGUAAGAAACUCGUGUCACGAAUCCGGGCUACCAAAAUAUGGCAAUGGAGACGCCGAGGGAGCGUGAGAUUGCCGCGGAGGACAGUAUCAAGGUAGUCUGUAGGUUUCGACCUUUAAACGACUCCGAGGAAAAGGCUGGCUCUAAGUUUAUCGUCAAAUUCCCUUCCGGCGGCGAAGAAAAUUGCAUCUCGAUCGGGGGAAAAGUAUAUCUUUUUGACAAAGUAUUUAAACCAAAUGCUACUCAAGACAAAGUAUACAAUGAAGCAGCUAGAUCAAUUGUCACAGAUGUGUUGGCAGGGUACAAUGGCACUAUUUUUGCAUAUGGUCAAACAUCUUCAGGAAAAACGCACACAAUGGAAGGAGUUAUCGGAGAUAAAAAUAAACAGGGUAUUAUUCCCAGGAUUGUUAAUGACAUUUUCAAUCACAUCUAUGCCAUGGAAGAAAAUUUGGAAUUUCACAUCAAGGUAUCAUAUUUUGAAAUUUAUAUGGAUAAAAUCAGGGAUCUCCUUGAUGUGUCUAAGGUAAAUUUAAGUGUACACGAAGAUAAGAAUCGGGUUCCAUUUGUAAAAGGUGCAACAGAACGCUUUGUAUCUAGUCCUGAAGAAGUGUUUGAAGUUAUAGAGGAAGGAAAAUCGAAUAGGCAUAUUGCUGUAACUAAUAUGAACGAACACAGUUCGCGUUCUCAUUCUGUAUUCUUAAUAAACGUGAAACAAGAAAACUUGGAAAAUCAGAAGAAGCUUUCUGGAAAAUUAUAUCUCGUUGAUUUGGCUGGUUCGGAGAAGGUUUCUAAAACAGGAGCAGAAGGCACUGUGUUGGACGAAGCAAAGAAUAUUAAUAAAUCGUUAUCAGCGCUUGGAAAUGUAAUUUCAGCUUUAGCCGACGGAAAUAAAACUCACAUUCCUUAUCGUGAUUCUAAGUUAACUCGAAUUUUACAAGAAUCUCUUGGUGGAAAUGCUAGAACUACGAUUAUUAUUUGUUGUUCGCCAGCUAGUUUUAACGAGUCGGAAACAAAAUCAACCUUGGACUUUGGUAAACGUGCUAAGACUAUCAAGAAUGUUGUUUGCGUCAAUGAGGAAUUGACGGCCGAAGAAUGGAAAUCUCGCUAUGAGAGAGAAAAAGAAAAGGCAGCUAGGUUGAAAGGAAAAGUUGAGAAAUUGGAGGCUGAAUUAUCACGCUGGCGACAGGGUGAAACAGUUAUUCCAGAGGAGCAAGUUAAUUUGGUUGAAGUGCCAGAUGUUGUAACGCCAAUCAAUAUAUCCAUUGAAGGUAAACUUGACGAUGGUCCGAUGCCAGCUACUCCCGGUGGUAGUCUGAUGGCUGGUUCCUUAUCCAACGAGGAGAGGCAAAAACUAGAAGAGGAACGCGAAAGACUUUAUCAACAAUUGGAUGACAAGGAUGAGGAGAUUAACCAACAAUCGCAAUACGUUGAAAAGUUAAAAGAACAAAUGGAAGAACAGGAGGAAUUAAUUGCCAGUGCAAGACGGGAUUAUGAACAUCUUCAUAAAGAAAUGCUCCGAAUACAGCAAGAAAAUGAAUGUGCUAAGGAAGAAGUCAAAGAAGUUCUGCAAGCGCUGGAAGAACUAGCAGUUAACUAUGACCAAAAAUCUCAAGAGAUUGAAGUGAAAAAUAAAGAACAUGAAGCUUUAGCAGAGGAACUUGUAGCAAAACAAACAACACUGAACAUCACUACUUCCGAAUUACAACAAUUACGAGACAUGUCCGCCCAUCAGAGAAAACGGAUUGCAGAAAUGUUAGCAAACUUCUUGAAAGAUUUGGCUGAAAUUGGAGUUGCUAUUGGCGGCGAUGAAAAUCUGAAGGUUACGCCGGAAAGCAAUGGUAAACUCGAAGAAGAAUUCACAGUAGCAAGACUCUUCAUUAGCAAAAUGAAAUCAGAGGUGAAGAAUUUAGUGCAGCGUUGCCAAGGAUUAGAAAGUUUCCAAGUAGACUGUAACAAGAAAGUUGCCGAAUAUGAAAAAGACUUGGCCGAUUGUCGUUUACUGAUAUCGCAACACGAAGCUCGUACGCAGACAUUGAUAGAAUCAAUGAAAGUAGCGGAGGCACGGAAACGUGCGUUGGAAGAGGAUGUCGAUGCUUUGCACGAAUAUUGCGCUAAGCUGAAAGCUGCGGAGCAAGUACAAGCUGUUACGAAUAAAGAAAAAGCAGAGGAAAAGGAGGCGGCAACAAAGAUGAGAGUGGCACUGGAAGAACAAAUGGAUCAAUUACGGGACGCUCAUCAGAAACAGGUCGCUGCACUCAGGGACGAAUUAUCUGAAAAGCAAGAUUUAAUCAACGAACUCAAACAUUUGAAUCAGAAAUUCAUGUUAGCACACCAACAAAUGCAAGCCGAUUACGAACGACUGAAUCAAGAAGAAGCCAAUAAGUCCAUUAAACUGCAAGAGCUAAUAUUGCUUAACGAACGUCGGGAACAAGCUCGAAAGGAUCUCAAAGGUUUAGAGGAAACAGUAGCCAAAGAACUUCAAACGUUGCACAAUCUGCGUAAAUUAUUCGUUCAGGAUCUUCAAACUAGAAUAAAGAAAACUAUGAACGCAGAAGAUAAUGAAGAUGACGGUGGAUCGCUUACGCAGAAGCAAAAGAUUUCGUUCCUGGAAAAUAAUUUAGAUCAGCUUACUAAGGUUCACAAGCAACUCGUGAGGGAUAACGCUGAUCUUCGUUGCGAGUUACCCAAGCUUGAGAAGAGAUUGCGGGCUACAAUGGAGCGUGUGAAAGCUCUCGAGACAGCAUUGCGAGAUGCGAAAGAAGGUGCGAUGCGGGAUCGUAAACGCUAUCAGUUCGAGGUAGAUAGAAUCAAGGAAGCUGUGAGACAGAAGAGUCUGGCCCGUCGCGGACCUAGUGCACAGAUUGCUAAGCCAAUUAGAGCUGGUCAGCACCACAUAACUAAUGUUAGCGUUAUUAGAACAGGAAAUCGUGCAAAAGAAUGCAAGAACAAAUUCUGCAAUGAAAUGAAAAGAUUUUCAGAGACUCAAAUAAAUGUUACAAUUAUAAUAGUAAGGGCAAUAGACGUAAUAUAUCCGCAAGGAGCACCGCCAGUUCUUUUUAUUUGUCUCGAUACAAGCAUGUGCUUAGUUAUAUUCAAAUAAGUCCAUUAAGUUAUGAAGUUAGCGCUGCAUGUCCUAUCGACUUGUAAAUAAUUAAUUUUUAUAAAUUAUUUAAUUUAAUAUCAUGCACGAUAAAUAAUGGUGAAUGUCUAUCAAAUAAUCCACGCGAAGGCCUCUUGUAGAAAAUAUUACAAUUGUUUCUAUUCGAAUUUUCUACUAUUGUAUCCUAUUUAAAAUAUUUGACCAUCUCUAAAAAGGCACAUUGAUUCCACUUAUCGCAAGAUAACGAAUAAACUUUUCGGUUUUACUCUAAUAUAAUUUGACCUACUUGUCCGCAGUCGUUUAAUCGAAUCUGCUACGGACAUGAAAAUUUGUGAACAAACGAGGCAGUACUAUUUAAGAUUUGGUAGGUAUCGCUAAUGUAAGAUGCGAUUGGACAUGCGGCCUGGAGAAAAUUGUAGAAAUGAUCGUGGCUUAUAAGUAUUUAUAAUUAUAAGAAUUCUCUCCAUUGCUAUUAACAAAGUCGCGACGACAGAUAACUCCCAGACCUUCCUAGAAGGCUCGCUUAACCGUGAGUUAAGUUUGUUGGCUUUUCUAUCUAUUAUUAAGGUCCAAGAACCAAUGGCGUUACGAGAGAAUGUUUUCGACAGAACAAUUUCAUCCCAACUUUCAUUCAUGUUUACUUUAUUAAUUAUAGUCCAGUUUUUCAGUGCAUCGAUCUUUAUAUAAUCAUCUAAUUUAAAUUAAUUUAUUAUCGCUUAUUCUUGUUUAUAUCAGAGGCUUUUAUACUACAAUUUAAAGCUCGCAGCCCAACGAAAUUGGUCUGUAGAAAAGUCUUUUUGUCGUAGGUAAACAAAUUUAGUUUACGUUUCUUCGUUAUUGAGCGUUGUGCUCAGAAGUUACCUAAAUGUAUACUGUACGUCUAAUUGUGAGCUAUUGCACAGGUCUGCUUAAGUUCCUAAAACCUGUUGCGGGCCACCGAUGAUAUUCGCUCACAAUACAUAUUUCUUUGAGUACAUCGUACACACAAGUGCAUUUGUUUUUAAUAAACUCUGUUCUCUAUCCAUAUUUCUCGAUAAUUAAUGCUUUUUCAAUAUGUACUUUUUACAUACUUUUUGUAAUUACUGUACUUAUGGUUCUCAUAGAAAUUUGCGAGCCACGCGUAUUUGAUGUAUUGAUCUAGAGCAGGUGAAUUCUAAACGUUUAUUAAUCUAAGGCAAAUGUUUCUGUAAGCUGUGCGCAACAAAAUACCUGUUCAUUUUGCGAUAUACCGGAAUCUUGUUACGCUCAGACAUUUUAUGGUAUUUAGGAAACAAAAAUUUACGUUUUCUCGAUGAAUCAUUCUUUUUCUUUAUGAAUAACGACCGAAAGAAAUCAUGUUCCCGCGUGACAUCGUUUAUUGUCAUUUUCCGUUUUAUUAACUUUUUGUGAUAUCGAGGGUGAAAUUGUGUUUGCUAAUAUGCAAAGACAAGUGCGUGGUGCAUAAUGAAUGCAAUUAUUACUGAAAUAUUCUUGUCAAAUGUAUGUAAAUAUAACCGUACCCCAUUACAUUAGUUUGGCAAAUCAACAAAACAAUCUACGCAAAAUGCUCUACUCGUAAAAGGCUACAUAUAUGUAUUUAUCGCAAAAUACACGUAAUAUUAACGUUUUAAUGCCUUAAUGAUCUUUAAAAUAUUGUCAUACAAUAAUGUAUUUUUCAUUCUACUGUGCAAAUAAGGUAAUAACGUGUCUGCUGAAUUUUGGAUCAUGGUUCAACAAAUUCUUUUUUUUUUGUCAACCUACUGAAUCGUGAAGUAAAAUAUCAGCAUAGCCAAUUCUUUGAUUGUGAGUUUACGGGCAUCGGCCAUUCUUUCUUAUGAAAUAUUUAUUUUUAUAGAGUAUUAUCAAGGCAUUAUUGACUCUUUCAAUGUGGAUAAACAAGCAAAGUUUAAGAUACUUAUCGACCAUAUAAUAUAUUUGUCUUAUGAUUAAAAUAUAGUAAAAACGAUGACAGUUAUUCAAAUAAAUCAGUCCACAGCGUAUUACGUAUUAACAUAAAUCUAAAUUACUUAUAUUUUCUUCGACUGACGUAUCUGUUCGUUUUGUUUUCGUGAUUUCCAUCAUUCGAUUCUGUGAUUUAAAGAGACGGAACAGAGCUUGAUAUAAUUUGAUAAAUUUUAAUGUAUUGAAAAUUUCUCGAAAACUCAAAACGUUCAUUGAGAAAGUCCUUUUAAUCGGAAAUUUCCGAUAUAUACAUGAAAAAAAAAAAAAAAAAGAACAGUAAGAA
Colletes gigas is the source of this 5708-nucleotide messenger RNA. RefSeq names its product kinesin heavy chain (gene Khc). Gene Ontology annotation, molecular function: microtubule motor activity; ATP binding; microtubule binding. Bases 425 to 3484 code for a protein of 1019 amino acids. The transcript is spliced from 14 exons. NCBI's taxonomy places the organism in Eukaryota, Metazoa, Arthropoda, Insecta, Hymenoptera, Colletidae. The record is from RefSeq and is a predicted model, not a curated record. Gene Ontology annotation, biological process: microtubule-based movement.